CCUGAAUAAUAUUUAUUGAUGAAGACAUUGCAGUUUGAGCUAUCUGAAACUGCGGUUCUCAUAUUAUUCAAAGUAAAAGUCUGCUACACUUUACUAUUUCCAAAAUGGCUGAAGAAAAUUCUGGAUCAAAAAUCACUAUUUUUGUGAAAACUCCCAAGGAAAAGCAAACUAUUGAAAUUGAUAGCAGUGCAACUGUAGAAGCGUUUAGGGAGGAAGUAGCCAAGAAGUUUAAUGCCCUAAAGGAGACAUUAUGUCUCAUAUUUGCUGGGAAAAUCUUGAAAGAUCCUGAGACCCUCACUCAGCACUCUAUCAAAGAUGGCCUAACAGUUCAUUUAGUAAUCAAAUCACAAAAUAAGUCCCAGGAACAGGCAGCCAGAGUUACUCAGCAGGCACCAACAAACAGGGCUAACCAAGGCAAUGAUAUACCAGCCACCCCCUUUGGCCUGGGUAAUUUAGGAGGUUUAGCAGGCAUGGAAGGUUUAGGUAUGGGCGGAUCUAACUUCAUGGAAAUGCAACAGCGAAUGCAGCAAGAGUUGAUGAGUAAUCCUGAGACAUUAAGGAACAUGAUGGACAGUCCUAUGGUGCAAUCUAUGAUGUCAAACCCUGAUAUCAUGCGUAACCUCAUAACUGCGAACCCCCAGAUGAGGGAACUUAUGGAGCGCAACCCGGAGAUUACACAUAUGCUUAACAACCCAGAGCUCAUGAGGCAGACAAUGGAACUAGCACGCAACCCGUCCAUGAUGCAGGAGCUAAUGCGCAGUCAAGAUAGAGCUAUGAGCAAUCUGGAGAGUUUCCCUGGUGGCUUCAAUGCCCUACAGAGAAUGUACAGAGAUGUUCAGGAACCUAUGAUGAAUGCAGCCCAAGAACAGUUGGGUGGCAACCCAUUUGCAGCUCUUCAAAAUCAAGGGGGAAACGCAAGUAGCAAUCAGCAAGGUACAGAGAACACAGCACCCUUGCCUAACCCCUGGGCACCCCGUUCUGCCACCUCUACCACUUCUACAGGGAGCAGCUCUACCACUAACACUUCCACCUCUUCUGGGGGACCCGGCCUUGGGGGACCAUUUGGUCCUAUGAACAGCCCUGGUAUCCAGAGUCUCAUGUCCCAGAUGUCAAGUAAUCCUCAAUUGAUGAGCAACAUGAUGCAGGCCCCCUACAUGCAGGCUAUGAUGCAGUCCCUCUCAGCAAACCCAGAAAUGGCACAACAGAUUUUGAGUCAGAACCCAAUGUUUGCUGGUAAUCCCCAGUUGCAAGACUAUGUUAGGAAUCAAAUGCCAGUGUUUUUGCAACAGAUGCAGAACCCUGAGGUUCAGAAUUUGAUGACAAACCCCCGAGCCUUGCAAGCUAUAAUGCAGAUCCAACAAGGCAUGCAACAAUUACAGAGUGAAGCACCAGGAUUGUCUAGUGGAAUGGGCCUACCUGGAAUGUCCAUGCCUCCAGCAUCCAUGCCUACCAACCCUACAACAUCAACAGCAACCACCACUAGCAGCACUCCAGGUACACCUAGUACAGCAAGUACAGACACAACAGCCACUACAGGCACAGACACAACUCCAAGCACAGACACCACAACCACUACCACUACGGGUACAACUUUGUCAUCUGGGACCCCUAGCACCCAAGGGACAACGGGGACAACUCCUGCUGGUGGAACAAACACUGACCCCAUGGGCAACUUUAUGGCACAAAUGAUAAAUAUGAUGGGCCGUGGACAACAUUUAAAUACAACCCAGCCUCCAGAGCAGAGAUUUUCUUCAGAAUUAGAACAAUUACAAAAUAUGGGAUUUGUAAACAGAGAGGCCAAUAUACAAGCGCUUAUUGCCACAUUUGGUGACGUGAAUGCUGCAAUAGAUAGACUGUUACAACAACAGCAGAGAUUAUAA
This is a messenger RNA of Owenia fusiformis, 1880 nucleotides long. The record is from the annotation of a GenBank genome assembly. Lineage: Eukaryota; Metazoa; Annelida; Polychaeta; Sabellida; Oweniidae.